UCCUGCCAGUAGAGUAGUACCUAGCAAAGAUAGGAGGUAUAAAACCUGCUCAGGUAGCUUCCCCAAGCUCUGAUUCUUGAACCUCAACAACCGUCACAUACGAAAUUUGCAGAUACCUUUGAGCAAUUCGAUAGUAUCAAAACGACCGAAAGCCACAAGUUCCACACAAUCAAGAUACCCAUUCUAGCAACGAACCCUUGCCCAAAAUGGUUCUCAGCGGACACUGCCUCUGCAAGGCCGUCACCUACAAGGUGGACGUUGAUGCACCCCUGAUCACCGGAUACGACCACUGCGAUGAUUGCCAGCGCCAGAGUGGCUCUACCUACUCCCUCGUGGUCGUCGUCCCCAAGGACAAGCUCACCAUCAACGGCCCGACCAAGUCGUGGGCCGGCAAGGGCUCCUCGGGCAAGGCCGUGCACCGCAUCUUCUGCAGCGAGUGCGGCUCGCCCAUUGCCCACGACCCGGACGCCGCGCCCGAGAUCAUUGCCAUCAAGGGCGGCACUUUGGAUGCCGAGAUCAAGAAGAAGCUUAAGCCUGACACCGAGAUCUGGACUGUUGGCAAGCUGCCCUUCUGCCAGGAGCACCUCGCCAAGCCGUUUACUCACAUGCCCGAGUAAAGUGGUCUGAUUGUAUUCACUCAUACGCCUCCGGUCAGCUAACACAUGCUGCAAGGAAGGCUCGAGCAACAGGACAGAAAUAGUGAUAUCCUUUUUCUGGGCAAAGUAGAGAGCUAUGUAGUGAAUUUCAUAAGCCGUCAAGUCUACAAGAGAGACCCGACGUUUGGAGAUGAGAGCGAUUUCUCAAACCCGUGAAAGACAGACUACGU
This is a messenger RNA of Pyricularia oryzae 70-15, 826 nucleotides long. RefSeq lists its product as uncharacterized. NCBI's taxonomy places the organism in Eukaryota, Fungi, Ascomycota, Sordariomycetes, Magnaporthales, Pyriculariaceae. Gene Ontology annotation, molecular function: carbon-sulfur lyase activity. The coding region runs from base 207 to 617 and encodes 136 amino acids. The transcript is spliced from 4 exons. The record is from RefSeq and is a predicted model, not a curated record.